Capsicum annuum is the source of this 1699-nucleotide messenger RNA. Its product is annotated as polyphenol oxidase E, chloroplastic-like. The coding region runs from base 1 to 1650 and encodes 549 amino acids. The transcript is spliced from 3 exons. The record is from RefSeq and is a predicted model, not a curated record. Lineage: Eukaryota; Viridiplantae; Streptophyta; Magnoliopsida; Solanales; Solanaceae. Gene Ontology annotation, molecular function: catechol oxidase activity.
AUGAUUGAAGCUGCUGAAGCAGGAAGUACAAGCAGCCUGAAACGAGGUUUCAGAAAACGUCAAAACCAAAAUGUUGAAACAAAUUCUCCUUUUAGCAGAAAUACUUAUUGGUUUGGUAGGUUAUGUCUAUGUGGUGGUUCUAUUAAUUUAACAACUCCCAUUCCAGCCCCGACUAAUUUUUGUGGCACUGCCGAAAUUAAACCCGGUUUAAAUGUACCUUAUUCUUGUUGCCCCCCUAAGCUAGAUAUUGAUCCUAAGGAUAUUCCUUAUUACAAGUUACCUCCCGUGUCCAAGCUUCGUAUUCGUCCAGCCGCUCAUGCGGUGGACGAAGAGUACAUGGUUAAGUUCAACUUAGCCAUCAAAAGAAUGAAGGAGCUCGACGUUAAAGACCCGAGUGAUCCACGCGGGUUUUCGCAACAAGCCAAUAUCCAUUGUGCUUAUUGCAACGGUGCCUACAAAGUUGGUGACAAAGAGCUACAAGUGCACUACUCAUGGCUUUUUUUCCCCUACCAUCGGUGGUACUUGUAUUUUUACGAGAGAAUCUUGGGCAGUUUGAUCAAUGAUACAAGUUUUGCAUUGCCAUAUUGGAAUUGGGACCAUCCAAAGGGCAUGCGUUUUCCUCCUAUGUUCGACCAGCCAAAUGUGUACCCUGACCUUUACAAUCCACGACGUAACAACGACCAUCGGGGUCAAGCAAUCUUGGACCUUGUUCAUUUUGGUGAUGAUGUGAAAGCAACUGACUUACAAAGGAUGUGCAAUAACAUGGUUCUAUUGUAUCGUCAAAUGGUAACAAAUUCACCAUGCUCACAACUAUUUUAUGGUAAGCCUUAUACUGUGGAAACCGGACCCAAACCGGGGCAGGGAGUCGUUGAAAACAUCCCUCAUACCCCGGUCCACAUUUGGGUUGGUACAGUGGUGGGUUUGGAUUUGGGUAAUAAGAAAUCAGAUGGUGAGGAUAUGGGGAAUUUCUAUACAUCAGGUUUAGAUCCUGCUUUCUAUUGUCACCAUGCGAACGUAGAUCGCAUGUGGACAAUAUGGCAAACAAUAGGAGGAAAACGCAAGGACAUUGAUGAUCCAGAUUUUUUGAAUGCAGAGUUGUUCUUCUAUGAUGAAAAUAAGAAGCCGUACCGCGUCAAAGUCCGUGACACUCUGAACCAUAAAAAAAUGGGAUUCGAUUACCUACACAUGCCAACUCCAUGGCGAAAUUAUAAACUAGUCAAGAAGAGCAAGACCAAACUCAAUGCACGUCUACUUCCACCAACUACCAAAAUAUUUCCUAUUGCAAAGUUGGACAAAGUCAUCUCAUUUUCCGUCCAAAGGCUAACUUCAGGCAGGACUCAACAAGAGAAAGACGCAAAAGAGGAGAUGUUAACUUUCAAGAAUCUGAGGUACGAUGUGCGAAAGCAAAUGAGGUUCGAUGUGUUCAUAAAUGCAGAGUUUUCAGGAAGUUAUACUAACUUGCCCCAUAUACAGAGAAAUCAAAGUGAACCACAUAUCACCACUAUUAAAAAUUUUCAGCUUGCCAUUAACGAGUUGCUUGAAGAAAUUGGCCUAGAAGAUGAAUACAAUCUUGUGGUGACUCUAGUCCCCAAAAUUGGGGGUGAAUUUGUCAGUAUUGAAUCUGCUGAAAUUACAUAUGAAGCUUGUUGAUAGGCCAGUGAUGGUCCGUUCAACUUCUUCUUACCCCUUAAGAGAUUUU